UUGUCGUCGGUUCCCGUCGUGGAGCAUAUCGCACAAGGCGGCCGGGCCGGGUGCGCCGGCGCAGGUGCCGCCGCCGCCCCGCGCCUCCAUUGGCCGUCCCCUCGCUCCGCGGAUUGGGCCCGGCGCACGUGCUCGGCCGAGCUCUCCUCCACCGCCGCGCCACCUGGCCCCGGCGCACGGGGAGCGCUUAUAAGGCCGCGGACUUCCCUCACCGCACCACUUCCACUCUGGACGUCGACGAGUGAACGCGCCCGUCGCUCACAUCCAGAACACACAGCUACGCGCUACGACCGCACGCCGCUUCCUACAUACGACACAUACAGUGAUACGUGGACUGAUCGGUUGUGA
This is a messenger RNA of Danaus chrysippus (African queen), 348 nucleotides long. NCBI's taxonomy places the organism in Eukaryota, Metazoa, Arthropoda, Insecta, Lepidoptera, Nymphalidae. The record is from the annotation of a GenBank genome assembly.